Molecule: messenger RNA, 3748 nt
Organism: Ectocarpus siliculosus
Lineage: Eukaryota; Phaeophyceae; Ectocarpales; Ectocarpaceae
Source: the annotation of a GenBank genome assembly
AUGGAGAAGAAGUACGAAAACUUCUGCAGGAGCGCCGUCAAGGUCUUGGCGUGGUGCUCGUGCGCCUUCAACGUAUUCGGAGGCGGGGAGCAAGAGGCCGACUUCGCCCACGUGUCGAGGGUGUUUGGCCGGAUGCUGUCCGCAAGGCGUUACGUUGACGUGGUGGCGACGGAUGUCGCCGCUGGCCUCAUACUUCUCCGUCACGUGCAGAAGGCUGAGGACUACAAGCGGAGGGACAAGCUGAGGGGAGGCUCCGGCAAGGCCUCCUUCUCCACACCGGUCACCACCGAACCCAGCCACACCGAUGUUGUCGGCAGCGACGCCCCCCGCAGCGCUAACGCGACGCCAUCUUCUUCUUCGAGAGGGACGGCCGCUGCCGAGCGUAGCACCGCUGCCGACGCGUACCAGGGGGGCGAGGGGACGUCGAUGGAAGGGUCCGGGCUUGUUGGUAAGGCGGGGGGCGGGGGUGGCGGGGGGCGGCGGAGGCGAAGGAGGCUUCCGGGCAGGGUGCCGUUGAGCGAGCGUUCGCAGGAGCAUCGAAAGUACUAUAAGGUUUCGCCAGACGAGAGCGUGUUGGACUUGACGGAUGGCGGCGAGGACUGGCGAGUGUUGCAGGAUGUGGCGCACUUCAUCAGCUACGCCAACGUCAUGUACAGCGUGUGGGGGACGUUGAUCAUCGACCCGUGGUCCGGGCUCCGGCGAAUCAUCAGGAGGAGCGGGAGCUGGUGCCCAAAGUUCAUCAGCAGAAGGGGCGCAAGACACCGAGAAAGCCUGUUCCGCGCAGACAGCUCCACCUCGCGCCUAACCACCGGAAGAAGCAGCAGCGCCGGUAGCCUCAAGAGCAGCAGCAAGCACAGCAGCAGCAGGGUCGGCGGCAGAGGGAUAGGGAGGGGGACUCGUAGCAUUUCCUACGUCCAGGCGGAUGGAGGGGGCGACGCCAACGAUAAUGCGGAGCGGGGUGCGGGGGCGGCCGGGCUGCCGAGCCUUUGUGAGGCGGAGAUUAGGGGGGACAACUGGUGGGGCUCGCACGAGACCGCCCUUCGGUCCGAGCUGCCGGACGGAGCCGAGCUAGUGCUGGCGCACUUCAACAACUGCCUGGACGAGACACCGUACUGCGUCGUGGUCGACCACACGUGGCAGAGCAUCAUCAUCACCAUCAGAGGGACGCACUCCUUCGAGGACUUUCUGGUGGACGCGAUGGCCGAGCCGCAGUCUUUGGAGAACGCGGGACUCGAGUGGGGAUUCGACGGCAGGAAUAUGCAUGCCCACCAGGGCAUCCUACGCCGCGCGGAGUGGAUUCGCAGGGACCUCGAGACCAGCGGCGUGUUGCACCUCCUGCUCGGCACCGCUCCCACCGGCGGCGGCGGUCCGGCGGGAGGGGAGGGCCGCGGCGGCAGCGGCAGGUGGGAGAAAGGAACCUCAAUGAGGACGCGAGACGGGGUCAGGUUCUCCUCGCUGGCGCCCCUGGCGUCUGCCAUCGGGGGGUCGGGGUUCUGCUCUGGGUACACGGUUCGAGCAGUGGGGCACUCGCUCGGUGGAGGGGUAGCGGCUCUGCUGGCGCUGUUGAUGAAGCCGGUCUACCCCGGGGUCAAGGCGCUUGCCGCGACGGAGACGAUGGUGACGUCAGUGGUCCUCAACGACGAUGUGGUGCCAAGAAUGUCGGCCCAGUCAAUCGAGCUGCUGGCGGACCAGGGGCUCCAAAUUAUCGGCCGCAGCCGCGUGAGCAAGCUGUUCGGGAUGCGCUCUCUCCUCCUCACGGAAAAAAAAGCGCACCGCCCUGAGCGCUACCUGGAGGUGCCUGACGAGCCAGCAGCGGAAGGACUGGAGGGGGUUAUGCAGAACGCGGAAAAAGCCGCGGAGGGGGUACAAGAGCAGCUGGCGGUGCCCCUGGUUGGGGGCCGCAGGCCGAGCGAAACCCCGAGGAUGGAAGCAGGCGGGUUUGGUGAUAGCGAGAGGAGGGUGUCUACGGGGAAGGGGGAGGGAGGGGGUGCUCGUGUAAGCGGCGGGGACGAGGAGGGGGUGGGCGACGAGGAGUUGAGAUAUCACCGGCAGCUGCGCCGGUACCGAGAGCACCUUCAGCAAGAGAGGGGCUCUCGCCAGCACCUCCAUCGCCUACGGCUGCCGGGGCGAAUACUGCACCUCGUCAACACCGACUUCGUCACCGAAAAGGUGAUGACGGAGGCGUGCGAGAACGGGUGCCUGUGGUCCUGCUGCAGCGCCUUCUCCCCCCUCCGUACAGAGGAUGAGGUGAGCGCCUGCUGCUGCACUCCUGGCAUCGGCGAGCGCAGGAAGCGGGUGUUCACCCCCGUGUGGUCUUCGCCCAACGACCUGGGCGAGAUACGGGUGACCCCGGCUUUCCUGGUGGACCACAGCCCGGACGAGAUCCUCAAGGCCGUGGACGAGACCGUCAGGGACUUCGGGAUCGACACGUGACGACGGCGGCGUGCCACAGCCUUUGCCGCGCAGCGAUGAUCGUGGAGACCACACGACGCUUCGCGACCCAUACCCACCCACCCCUUCCGCCCCUUCCACGUCACGACGGAGAACUAGAGAGCGCAAUGAUGUCUAGAGAGUAAGCAGCGCGACGAAGAGCAUGGUGAUGUUCAAAUUAUUGCGUGGCUAACGAUGGUCGCCCGCCGAAGCGUGCUGCGAUAUUUCCGUAAUCUCUGGCAGUGUGAUGCUUGGAGGUUUGUGACACGCGUGUGCUAACAAGCUUUUCGUAACGUAUGCGUAGCGGCUUGGGGUUUGGUGCAUCCUGAUACGCCGGCCUUGGGCUUUCGCCCGGUGCCUGUGUCCGAGGUGUCGAUCUCAACGUUCCAGACGAGAUAGUGGACACUGGUGAAGGUGCAGGUCAAGGCUGAGCACACGCGAUCCUGUUUUGCUGUAGCUCUCCUCGGGGCCAAAUUCUCCGACACGCCUCUUGUGCGGUGAAUUAGGUAUCCGCAACGCAUCUGGCGGUGAUGGGCAUGCAAUGAAUCCGAGGGGGGGGUGUCACGAACGAACAUCCCUGUUUGCUGAGUUGGAGCCGAGACGGUGGGUCUCAUUGGCAUUGUCUUUUUGCCGUACACAGCGUGGGUUUGCUGCAAGAUCUUGCAGCGUUCGCCUCGACAUGUUUGCUUGGAAGUGCUCGCGCGUUGGCGUUCGCCCUCUUGCACUAGGGGUAACGAACGAGAGGCGUUUAGGCCCACCGGUGGAUGCGGAAUGGAUACUGUAGUAACUAAUAUUCCUGGAAAAUUCUGGGGUUAUAGGGGGUAGCAUUGCUGAGAAUACGCGCAGGGAGUGAACAUGCCGGCGGCGUCCCGCACGCACACCUACGGCUGUUCGUCGCAUAUGAAUGUUAUCUUACACUUGCAUGUAUAUUUUCAGCCAACCAACGGAGGUACGACUUCGUUAUGUAUCACUGGGCUAGGCUUGGUUGGUGCCUGUAGAUUGGCCCCGACAACGUGUGUAGUGGUGGCCUCUGUCCGGAGAAAACGAGUGGCCGUGCUCAGCUCCAAGCACGCGUUAGGAAGUAGUGAGUGUGUGAGUGGUACCCCACUCCCAGCGCCGCAUACCUUGUUUUGUCUCGGUAGCCAGGAGUUGCAGUAUCUUCGAUUGUUUGUUAUGGCUUGGAUUAGUUUUGGUGGGUGAUAGUGGUGUGGAAUCUCUGCUUGCUGGCUUCACUGUCGGGUAGCAACCCCGAAAGUUUGAGUUUCCCGCGUCCGAAGAGACAACGGAACACGAGUACCGUGUAGACUUGUUUAGUUCG